AUGUUAAUUUGUCGGAGAAAAUUUAAACCAUUGUGGUUUUCUAAAACUGCUUUUGCAAUCGCUGUUUUAGGAUUACCUCCAUUGUACGUAGCAUCUGUGCAUUAUGAGCAUGUAAAUAGUUUAUUCCCAUUUGUUAGUUCAUUUGGCGUAUUUCCACCAGAAAAACAUUGGUUUCGAGUGCUGAUGAUUAGCUAUGCUCUAUUCAAUAUGGCGGGAAACUGUUUUUGGUUCAUGAUAGCUAGACGUAAAAUUGUAAUUAUGACCAAAUCUCUUAUUCCUCAUCUAAUCAACUCAUCUAUCAGACUAUUAAUGAUCAUUUCUGGAUUGUGUUUAAUCGGUCUAUCGAUUUUCGAUAUGGAGAAUUACAAUGAAAUACACUAUCUGAUGACAGUUGGGAACUUUACGUGUCAUGUCCUGUCGGUAUUGUUUGGAUGUUGCCUAGUGGUCAAAUAUUUUGAGAAACCUUUCUGGUUUAGUUGCUUUCGCCUUCUGCUUAUUGUACAAAUGGUUAUCGGAGCAAUGUUAUUUGUUUAUUUCAACGUAAUCGGGCUUCCUUUAUUGAAUACAUCGAAUAUUUAUCGAAUGAAACCAACUGAUGGUGGCUACUGGGAAUUCCUUUAUUGUGCAAUUGCUGAGUGGGUUAUGGUGCUUGCAUGCAUUCUAUUCACUUUAGUCAUUGCUCUGGAAACACAAACAUAUGAAGACGUUUUAGUACGAAGUAAAAUUAGAAAUAUUACCACGAUACAACUUAUGAAACAAGUUUAA
Messenger RNA from Schistosoma guineensis, 765 nucleotides. The record is from the annotation of a GenBank genome assembly. NCBI's taxonomy places the organism in Eukaryota, Metazoa, Platyhelminthes, Trematoda, Strigeidida, Schistosomatidae.